This is a messenger RNA of Nanorana parkeri, 1917 nucleotides long. RefSeq names its product F-box and WD repeat domain containing 2 (gene FBXW2). Gene Ontology annotation, molecular function: protein binding. The coding region runs from base 87 to 1451 and encodes 454 amino acids. The transcript has 7 exons. The record is from RefSeq and is a predicted model, not a curated record. NCBI's taxonomy places the organism in Eukaryota, Metazoa, Chordata, Amphibia, Anura, Dicroglossidae.
CCAGGCAUCAUCUAUAGAGAACACUGAGCCAGCGGUGAGCCGAUUAGAGGGGACAUUACUGUGAUGCCUGCUACUACAGGAAACCUAUGGAGAAGAAGGAUUUUGAGACAUGGCUUGAAAACCUUUCAGUGUCCUUCUUCACCUUGACUGACCUGCAGAAAAAUGAGACGUUGGAUCACUUGAUCAGCCUGAGCGGGGCGGUGCAGCUGCGGCAUCUUUCCAAUAAUUUGGAGACUCUUCUAAAGAGAGAUUUCCUGAAACUUCUUCCACUGGAGCUCAGCUUCUACUUGCUAAAGUGGCUGGACCCGCAGACCUUACUCACAUGUUGCCUGGUCUCCAAGCAAUGGAACAAGGUGAUAAGUGCCUGUACAGAGGUGUGGCAGUCUGCAUGUCGGCGUUUGGGCUGGCAGGUUGACGACGCUGUGCAGGAUACUCUUCACUGGAAGAAAGUUUACCUGAAGGCCGUCUUGCGAAUGAAACAGCUGGCCAACCAUGAAGCAUUUCAGACUGCGUCACUCAUUGGGCACAGUGCCAGGGUUUAUGCACUUUACUAUAAAGAUGGCCUCCUCUGUACAGGCUCAGAUGACUUGUCCGCAAAACUGUGGGACGUCAGCACUGGUCAGUGUAUAUAUGGGAUCCAGACACAUACAUGUGCUGCUGUGACCUUCGAUGAACAGAAACUAAUCACUGGCUCCUUUGAUAACACAGUGGCCUGCUGGGACUGGAGCUCAGGGGCCAGAAUUCAGCACUUCCGAGGUCAUACAGGGGCAGUGUUCAGUGUGGACUAUAAUGAUGAAUUGGACGUUCUGGUCAGUGGCUCUGCGGAUAACACUGUGAAAAUCUGGGCCUUAUCUUCCGGAUCAUGCUUGAAUACACUCACCGGACACACCGAGUGGGUCACCAAGGUCGUCUUACAGAGAUGUGAGGUGAAAUCCGUCAUGCAUAGUCCCGGAGAUUACAUCCUUUUAAGUGCUGAUAAAUAUGAAAUUAAGGUUUGGCCAAUUGGCAGAGAAAUUAACUGCAAAUGUUUGAAGACGCUGUAUGUGUCGGAUGACCGGAGUAUUACGCUGCAGCCACGCCUGCACUUCGAUGGCAGAUACAUCGUAUGCAGCUCAGCAUUAGGACUCUACCAAUGGGAUUUUGCCAGCUAUGACAUUUUAAGAAUUAUAAAAAUGCCAGACUCCAACAGCCUCUCCCUUCUCGGCUUUGGUGACACUUUUGCUCUUUUGUUUGACAACCACCACUUGUACAUUAUGAACUUACGGACUGAGAAAGUGAUCAGCCGUUGGCCCCUGCCAGAGUAUAGGAAGUCCAAGCGGGGCUCAAGCUUCUUGGCGGGAGAAAUGGAAUGGCUGAACGGCUUGGAUGGUGUUAAUGACGUUGGCUUGGUCUUUGCCACAAGUAUGCCUGAUCACAGUAUCCAUUUGGUAUUGUGGAAAGAAAAUGGCUGAGAGCAGCAAAUGGGCAUCGGGUGUUUUUAUCAGGAUGUUCAGACUGAAGUAUCAGCAACCACCUUCAGAGCAUAACUUGCAUGAACCAAAGUCUCCCAUCAUGCACUGCACAAUCAUAGUUUUCUUUUUGGUUAGUUUGGAGAGGAAAGAGCCUUUUAUUACCACAUUAGCAUUUCGCAUGCUGAAAGGAUCUCACUGCCUAUUUUUACAUACAUCCCAUGAACUGUGUGUGUGAUUAAUGUCCAGCCACAGUCCUUCCUUCAGAUUGCUUUUAAAGAAAACCGGAAGAGAAAGUGAACCUGUAUCUUGUCAAUCACCCAUUUGUACUAUAGAUUUCAGUCUUCAAUAGUCUUUAUACAUGUAAUCUAUUUUAUUACAAAAUAGACUAAAUGAUUUGCUAGUUUAUCUAUAACAUAUGACAGGAAUUUCCCCAUCAACAUCACCACCAGCUGUUGUAUAAAAGCAC